Messenger RNA from Harpegnathos saltator (Jerdon's jumping ant), 614 nucleotides. RefSeq names its product prefoldin 2 (gene Pfdn2). Gene Ontology annotation, cellular component: prefoldin complex. The record is from RefSeq and is a predicted model, not a curated record. Bases 89 to 541 code for a protein of 150 amino acids. Gene Ontology annotation, biological process: protein folding. Lineage: Eukaryota; Metazoa; Arthropoda; Insecta; Hymenoptera; Formicidae. The transcript has 3 exons.
UGGCCGUACUUACCGCACGCUUCCCAACUGUUUCUCACCGUCGCUGUCCGACACUGUUGUGUAGAAUCGUAAUAUCGAAAUUCCUAAUAUGGCCAGCGAGAAAAAAUCGACGAAAGCUUCGUCGAAAGAUGCGAAAUCUAACGAACAAAUAUUGUCGGAGUUUCAAACGCUCCGAAAUGAACAGAGGAUGAUGGCGAACAAACUGUCCGAAAUGGAAAUGGAAUUGAACGAGCACAAAAUUGUUAUCGACACGCUAAAGAAUGUAGAUCCCAAGAAGAAAUGUUACAGAAUGAUUGGUGGAGUUCUGUGUGAACGUAUAGUAGAAGAUGUAAUGCCUGCUCUGGUGAUAAAUAAGGAACAGUUGAUGAAAGUGAUAGACACACUGAAUGACCAAUUAACAAAGAAAGGAAUUGAAAUUAAUGAAUACAAAGAAAAGCACAACAUCAGAAUCAGAGGGCAAGAUGAUAUGCAGCGGCAAGAAGAGGACAGCAACAAGGAGGCCAAGAGAAACGCGAUUGUUGUGAAUCCAAUUGAAGUUUAAGUGUAAUAAAUAUUUACUCUUUUUUUUGGUAUUAUAAAUUAAGGCAUUUAUGUGCUACAAGGCCGAUAAUUUA